Molecule: messenger RNA, 362 nt
Organism: Aspergillus versicolor CBS 583.65
Lineage: Eukaryota; Fungi; Ascomycota; Eurotiomycetes; Eurotiales; Aspergillaceae
Source: RefSeq, a predicted model, not a curated record
CACAUACGACCACAGGGUGUGGAAAACAGGGCUUCCCGUCCGCUCAGCCGUACUUAAGCCACACGCCGGCUGGUUAGUAGUAUGGUGGGUGACCACAUGCGAAUCCCAGCUGUUGUAUGUUUCUUUUAUUUUAUUUAUUCUAUCUACCCAUUUAUGGUUUGUGGUGUAAUCGGGGUUGAUUGCUGGGAGCUGGGAGGGGCCAUCAGUCCAACCGCCUGCACUAUAAGAAUAGAAGUACAGGGUAAAGAAAUUGGACGAGGCAAUCACCGGUCAAGCAUGCUCAGAGCGAAUCAGCCAUAAUCAGAGCGGCGCUCCUGGCACAGUGGCCGUCGAAAAAGAUGAGCUUGGAGCCCAUGCCUCUG